Messenger RNA from Acanthoscelides obtectus, 2326 nucleotides. Lineage: Eukaryota; Metazoa; Arthropoda; Insecta; Coleoptera; Chrysomelidae. The record is from the annotation of a GenBank genome assembly.
GUUUUUUAAACGUGAAAAACGUUCAAUCUAUAGUGAAAUGCUUUUAUAUAAAAUCUGCAUGUUUUAUUUUGAGGAACAAACCUAGCAAAGUAACCUCUUUUUUUUAUUCUUUGACGUUUACCCAACGUUGCCGGGUCCAUUCCAAAUUUUGAACAGUACUGAGUACUCAAGUGACAAAAAUUAUACAAUUAUCGCAUGUUCCAGAAUGGCAUGCCCUCUGCUAAAUAUAAACGAACCACACUUUACAGUUAAUCUUUUAACAGCUGCAGCACUCACAGAUCAAGACUCUGCAAUAUUCGAAUAUGGUAAUGUGCUAGUGCAGAAGACUUAUUUUGAAAAUGAUGCUGUUAGGAUCAUAUCUGGAGGCCCUGCGUGCCUCCUAGACCUAGUGGGCAAAGGAAUGUUGACCUGUUACAUUCAAGGGGAACAACUUAUGGCACCGACUUCAAGUUUGAUCUUAAGGACUAUAAGAGAGCUGAGUUACAAUCACCAGAAAGGCAGUUUGCUACUAGUGCCAGCUGAUUCAGGAACAUUGCUCAAUUUUGGUGUAGCAAUAGAGAGAGCUUUAAAUGAUAAUUUGAAAGUCAAGAUGAUUCCAAUUAGUGAUGACUACGAAAAUGUGUUUAAAACAUCAAUUAGAAAACGAGGCCUCAGCGGUAUAGUGCUCCUAAGCAAAAUAGCUGGAGCGAUGUCAGAAAGGGGCAAGUCGCUGCUAGAAAUCUAUGAAUAUUGCUUAAAACUGAUGCAUAACAUGAAAAGUAUUGGUUUCACCAUUCCUACUUCCAACGAAUCUGUACCAUCUCCUUGUAAAUGUAUGGAAAAGGUUGGAGAUAUCUGUGAACCAGAAACGAAGAGAAUAAAGGCUGAAUAUGAUUUUAAAGAAAAAAUAUGUGCCAAAACUCAUGAUGCCAUCUUGUAUAUAAGAGCAUUUGAAGAACCUGAGGUACCUUGGAAAAUAAACCUAACUGUUGGGGAUGAAGUUGUGUUAUUACUAAACACCAACAAAACCUUAACAAAGGCAGAAGAUUUCAUGUGUGCAAAAGCUUUCAUAGAUUAUUUGGAUAGUAUCUCAGUAUUAGUACAUAGACUUUACAUUGGACCAUUUAUAACUGAUCUACAUGGAACCAAUCUUACUGUCACCAUUUUAAAACCACAUAAUCCUGCUGUGAUAGAAUAUCUAGAUGAUGUCUGCAAAGCUCCAGGCUGGAGGAGAGUUAACCAGCACAAAAUAAUUGCAGUUAGUGAAAUACUAAUGACUGCGAAACUGACAAGGAAAGACAGGCUGGCCCCACCAAUUAGAGGCGCAAAAUUGUCAGAAAAAUUGGCGAAUAUACUCAUGUACUCAACACAAUUUGCGUGCGAAGCAUUGAUUUCGUGUGAAAAGCAACUGAAUGUGAUUGACUCUGAAAGAGGUAUAUCGCAGCAUACAGCAUGAGGGUUAGAGUACACCGGGGGGCGGCAGGAGAAACAAUUUUCGCGUUACCCCAGCAUGCCGACGCCGCCCGCCGCGAGGUCCCACUAAAUGCUUUCUGAUGCUGGCAAAGAAAAAUAUAAUAGUUCUAUCUAUUGUCUGGUAGUUACGGUAUGCUACGCUUAGCCGAUGGAUUUUGAACGUGGCAAACGACGUCGGCAUGCCGCAGUAUCUCUUGGAAUUCCGUGGCAUAUGUAGCUGCUCUUUUCUGCCGUCUGUCGGUAUGCUCUAGCACAAACAAUAAAUACACUAAUACUAGGGUGAAAUUAGCAAUUAAUUUGAAGGAAAAGGCGACACAGGCUCCAGGCUAAGAACAGCAGCAGAAACUCUUUUGAAGAGGAUAAAUCAAGACAAAGUAAUAACCAACUGCCCGUUCGCAUUUUUCGAGUCAUUGAGCAAGAUGUUGGAACGAUGUGUCGGAGGGGCGACAGGCUGCAUCUAUAGCAUCAUGUUCGAGGCCGCAGCUUUGGUUUUCGGAAAAAUGAGCGAGGAUGACAUCAUCACCCCUCAAAACUGGUUGCAGGCCCUUCAAGUUGCCGCAGAUGCACUGAAAAAGUAUGGUAAUGUAGAAUUUGGUGAGUGUACUAUGUACGACCCUAUAUACGCAUGUUGUCAGACAGCUAAAGAAGGGCUAGAAAUGGGUCAGGACUAUAUCGAGGCUUUCGGGAAAGGUGUAGCAAAGGCUGAAGAGGCUGCUCAAAAGACCAGGCUAGAGUCAUAUAAGCACCCAGACGCCGGAGCUCAUGCAGUGGGCAUAUGGCUAAGGGCUGUGUAUGAGGGGGUCAAAGUUAUGAAUCCUCAAUGAAAAAGCUGUGAUUCUUUGAAUAAAUUUUAUUGUUUAUAAUGCAUAAUAGA